Messenger RNA from Chondrus crispus (carragheen), 102 nucleotides. RefSeq lists its product as hypothetical. The record is from RefSeq and is a predicted model, not a curated record. The coding region runs from base 1 to 102 and encodes 33 amino acids. The transcript has a single exon. NCBI's taxonomy places the organism in Eukaryota, Rhodophyta, Florideophyceae, Gigartinales, Gigartinaceae.
AUGAAACGUUGUAAGAAGGACACUGAGCAGCAAUGGCCAACAUUGAGAAGAUCUCUCCCUCUGGUAAUCUCGUUCAGAACCAGUGUGAAGCUAUUCCAGUAG